CUAAUUACCAUAUUUAUGGUGCUAAUCACCAUAUUUGCACAGCUAAUUAGCAUAUUGUGCCCUUGCAGACUUGAGAAAGUCCUGGAUGACCUUGAGGACAUUAAGGAGAGUGUUCAGGCUAAGGAGGAGUUGGAGGCGUCUUUCUACGCUCCUCCUGCCGCUGACGUGACCUUCACAUCUCACAGGACUUCAAGACCCAGCUCUGCGACUGCCAGCACCAGCGGCGUGGCCGUUGACCUUCAGCACCGCAUGUCUAACCUUGAGGGCCAGCUGGGUUCCAUUAAGGACCUGCUGGAACACCUGCAGCCCAGACAGGCACCCGGGGGCUCCGCAGGGGACAGCCGUGGGGCCACGCAGGCACCUGGGGGCUCCGCGGGGGACAGACCUGCUGUUGCCAGGCGACCAAAGUCGCUGGUGCCUCCAGAGUACAGCGACUUCCCAGACGCUGAUGACAUCAUGUGAGGAGGCAAAAACACAGGAAUAAGAAUAUCACACAGGAAAGGACUGAAAAAAAUUGUACGAGAACAUAGCAGAUAUUUUAUGUACGAUUUUAGCAAAACUGAAUUUCUUUUGACUGCUCUUUUCCAAAUUAUUGCUUUUAUGUAUAUAUGUAUGUAUCAUUAAAUCAUGAUAUCAGGAUGUAACCUGCAUUAUAAUGUAUCAAACCACGAACUGAUGCAUGGCCCAAACUCCUCAUAGAUCUUUGAUGACAUUUUUUGCCCUGUGGUGGCGUAGUUACUUCCGCAUUCUCUGCAUUUCGUUGCGGUGUGAUGCAUUGCACGAGAAAUACCCCAAAUCGUACACAAUCCUAUACAGGGUGCAGGACAAGGGUUAUUGAUUCUUUCAUAUCUUAGUGAGACAACAACUUAACUGUGAUGCUGUAUCUGUAUCAGUAUAUUCAGUAUAACCGCCUUUCGGCGUAACACCAGCUUUGCAGGCACGCGGCGCGGCGGCAGCUAGCUAUAUCUCACCGAACGACUUGUUACACUCAAUAGUUGUGAUGCAAGACAACUACAUUGUAAGAAGCUGUGUCUUCUGCUCUGCUGCUUUUAUCAAGUCAAAAAUAGAGAUAGUUUUAAUUAGAUGUUUUUACUAUGCUAGAGAACUUGUGGAGACAGUACAAGGUGUCACCAUGAAAUGGAUGAACUGAACUGAACUAUUUUAACCACCAGCAAAGAUGUGUAAAUUUCCUGCUAGUAUAACGAGGAAGAAAUAUAAUAUAAUAUUACGUUCUGUAUAUUGUGCAAAAGUAUUUGUAACAAAUUGAGUGCCUAGCAAUGUAUCAAAAGUAGUUUAUAUUAUGUAGGAAUAUGAAAUUCAAUGUUUUUAAGACGACCGACACAGAUCAGCUUUUAUGCUAUAUUUUAUGGUCUUUCAUGUACAUAUAUAUUAUGUGUGUGCCUAUGCAAAAGCUUAUUUGUAUUUUAGAACUACGUAAAUGGCUUCAGUUGUUGCUUUUCUACAGAUGCUUAAAAAAUCUGCAAGAAAGUCCAAAGAAGCGCCUUUAUUUAUAGACUCUGAGGAUAACUUUUAAGAUGCAAUAUAGAAUACUUAGAAACUAUAACUUUAAGUUACAAUCCUGGUACAAGGUUGAGAAAUAAAGGGGGAAG
This is a messenger RNA of Branchiostoma belcheri (Belcher's lancelet), 1610 nucleotides long. RefSeq lists its product as uncharacterized. The transcript has 3 exons. The record is from RefSeq and is a predicted model, not a curated record. The coding region runs from base 16 to 462 and encodes 148 amino acids. NCBI's taxonomy places the organism in Eukaryota, Metazoa, Chordata, Leptocardii, Amphioxiformes, Branchiostomatidae.